Messenger RNA from Gongylonema pulchrum, 342 nucleotides. Lineage: Eukaryota; Metazoa; Nematoda; Chromadorea; Rhabditida; Gongylonematidae. The record is from the annotation of a GenBank genome assembly.
AUGAUGCGUGUGGGCAUCAAAAUUCAAUCAACGCUCACAGCUGCUAUUUAUCGAAAAACUCUGCGAUUAUCAAGUUCGGCAAGAAAAGGCAAAACAGUAGGAGAAAUUGUUAAUUUGAUGGCAAUCGAUGUUGAACGUUUUCAAACAGUUGCACCGUAUAUCCAACUGCUUUGGUCUUGCCCAUUCCAGAUUACAUUAGCUUUGAUUUAUCUGUUUUACACGCUUGGAGCAUCGGCAGCUUGUGGUGUUGCUGUCAUGAUUUUAUUUCUGCCAUUGAACAUUCUCAGUUCAGUUAUUAUCAAAAAAUGGCAGGUUUGCGAUGAUUCAGUAACAUUUUUUUGA